AGUUGAGGAUAUUAUCCAAAUUGAAGAAGAAGAUGAUGAUUUUAUUAAACGUGAAUUAGCUAAUAAUUUACAAGAGGACCCUAUCACUGAACCCCAGUGAGUGUUUUUAGUUUGUUUAUUUAUAACUAUUUUUAAUAUUAAAUGAAUACACAUAUUUUUAAUUAAAAUAAUAUUGUCGGCCAAUGCUAUAAAUUGUGUAAUUCAAUUAGGUGAUUCCCUUAUCGGAUUUUAUGAUAUAUAAGAUAGAAUUUCUAGCCUUAUAUGUAAUUCAAUCCGUAUGUCUUACAAAUAUACAGAUUUUUAUGUUCUGCUUUUAAAAUGGUUUGGUUAAAUUUGUGUAUAUAAUAAUAAAUUCUGUUUGUUAAAUAUUUUUUUUAAAUUAAAUUAACGUUUUUUAAAUAUUUUUUAUAUGCUAAAUAAAUAACUAUUAGGGCUCAAGGACAAAUAAGACUGUCUUAAUAACGCAAUAUUAAAAAAUGAAAAAUUAAUAUCAAAAAUUAAAUUUUAAUUUAAUUAUUUACUAGCUGAGAAUUUUUUUUUCCUAUAAUUAACCUAUUUUAUUCAUACAUUAAAUUAUAUAAUAAAGCUAGACACGAUUUUAAUUUUAAAUCUGGUUAAUAUCUACUUUUAGGUUUUAAUAUAACCAUACAUUAAAGCUUUUUUUGACUUGGAUACUUCUUGGAUACUUUUUUUCGAAAAAUUGUCACAAUUUGCCCUUUUUAAAAUUUGAGUAUAACUGGUGUAUAAAUACGAAAUAAAACAAUUUUAUAGGAAAAAUUAAUUUUUAAUGUUGAACACAGAUUUAUAUUAUAUAUAAUUAUAAAUAAUAUAAUAUCUAAUAUCAAUGAAGCUAUAAGAUUAGUAUAAUAGGUUAUAUACAAGUUAAAUAAAUCUACCUACCUAAAAUUAUCAUUUUGAGAAAUAUUAGUCCACAGAAUUUCAGCAUUUUUUUUUUGUUUUUGUUGGGUUUCCAUAAAACAAUAUUCAUGUGGUUUUCCAAACAGUGUGAACUCUGAACAACUAACUAAAAUGUAUUGUUAGUUAAAAUUAUUAUGACAUUUAAAUUUUUCAGAGGUGAUGGUGUAUUCAAACGUGAAGAAGGAAUUAAUCUAUAUAUUAUAAGUAAAAUAACUAAUCAUUCAAAUGAGGACUCUUUGUNAAUAUUGUUUUCCAUAGUAUAUUUAGUCCAUUAUAUAUUUUUUGUAUUAUAUUGUACUGUACAAGCCUCUUUAGUAUUUAAACAGUAUUAAUAUUUAUCACAAUUAUCUAUUUUUUAUCAGGCACAGAUAUAUCAAGAACACAAUUGAAGUUGAUGUCAAUGAAAUACUGCAUGCUAGAAAAGAACCUGCUGUGCGUAAAAUAUAUAAAGAGAGAUUUUCAGUAAUACAUACUUUGGAAACACAGAAAAAAAGUUGUGGUAAG
Cinara cedri is the source of this 1422-nucleotide messenger RNA. NCBI's taxonomy places the organism in Eukaryota, Metazoa, Arthropoda, Insecta, Hemiptera, Aphididae. The record is from the annotation of a GenBank genome assembly.